Messenger RNA from Phlebotomus papatasi, 680 nucleotides. RefSeq names its product NADH dehydrogenase [ubiquinone] 1 beta subcomplex subunit 11, mitochondrial (gene NP15.6). The coding region runs from base 86 to 538 and encodes 150 amino acids. NCBI's taxonomy places the organism in Eukaryota, Metazoa, Arthropoda, Insecta, Diptera, Psychodidae. The transcript has a single exon. The record is from RefSeq and is a predicted model, not a curated record.
ACUGUCAAAUUUUUUGUGAAAAUUUCAGUGUAGUGUGUUUUUCUGAAGUUUUCUGUUCAAAGAAAAGUGCGUGAAAAGAGUGAAAAUGUCCGCUCUUGUGCGUUUAAAUGCACUGCGACUAGUCCGGAACACGAUACAGAAUGCCUCGCGCAACUCCCGGAUGUUGUCAACGUCACCGAAGAACCAGGAAACUGGUCCCAUCUCACCCACCACCCCCAUCGACACCACAAAGACAGAUGAGGAGCUGAAGAAGAACUGGCAGAGCUAUGGAUUUGAGGCUCAUGACAAGUACCAGGACAGGAGCCACAUGCGUGCCACUUUCUUCUUCAGUGUGACCCUUUGUAUCGUCUGGGGUAGUUUUCUGUUUGCCUACAUGCCCGACUACAGACUGCGUGACUGGGCCCAACGGGAAGCUUUCCUGGAGAUCCGACGCCGGGAAUCACUGGGUCUGCCUCAUGUCAACAAGGACUACGUGGAUCCAGCCACUGUGGUACUGCCCUCAGAUGAAGAACUAGGUGACACGGAGAUCAUCAUCUAAGAGCCAAGAGGCCGAGUGGGUUUUCUAGUUGAGAUUAUUACAUAAUUUCAUACUGUUUUCCUCUUGUACAUAAUCUUUGAGUCUCUGUGGCUGAAGAGUCCCAGUCGGAUGGCUAAAUAAAUUACUAGUGAUUUCACCGACA